Hermetia illucens (black soldier fly) is the source of this 2532-nucleotide messenger RNA. RefSeq names its product E3 ubiquitin-protein ligase RNFT1. The record is from RefSeq and is a predicted model, not a curated record. Gene Ontology annotation, molecular function: ubiquitin protein ligase activity. The transcript is spliced from 5 exons. Gene Ontology annotation, biological process: positive regulation of ERAD pathway. Bases 295 to 1893 code for a protein of 532 amino acids. Lineage: Eukaryota; Metazoa; Arthropoda; Insecta; Diptera; Stratiomyidae.
GUCAAGUUGAACUAUUUGCUAUCGGGAGGGUGUUUUGUGUUGAAAGUUCGGAAGUUUACUUUGCUGUAUUUCGCUAUUUGGUAUGCAUUUGUUAAACUCUGUAAUUUCCAGAAGCGCUUUAGAGUUAGCGAUUGUUCAUUGACAGCCACACUCACGGAACGUUUUUGCAAGGGAGUCGCUGAUGUUGGAACGCCCGCAUGUGUAAUGCAUGAACGAUUGAUUGCAGAAGGACGAACCAGAAAUUUUAUGGCGAAACCGAUAUUUCGAUGAUGCAACAGAGUCGACACCUAAAAAAUGGCUAGUAAUAACCGACCGUCUUCUCACUCAAGCAACGGCUAUCAGUCGACUCAGCACAGUCCAAUGCCAUCAUCUCAUACCCCCGGACAUGAAAUGCGCAUACAAAUUGAAGACAAUGAAAUGCAAUUACCAACAAAUCUGCGUCCAGUGUCUGCAUCAGAAUUCUAUUCGAUUCGCAAUGCAACAGGAGCCGUUCAACAGAACAUUUCGUCGAUCUUAAAUCAGGCACGCAAUGAGAUAGAACGACGAACCAGCCAAACUAGAAUGUGGGGAUUACAGAUUGAUGCGAUGCUUCAGGGGGUCCAACGUCCGCCGCUCAUUCCCCAUCCGCUCGCAGCGAUACCAAAUAACGACAUCAACCGAACCGAAGCAGUUUCGACAAGAAUAUUGCCUCCGGAUCCGACAAAUCGAAUCCACAUACUGCACGGCAACGCUAAUCAUUCCAAUAGUAAUUUAGAGGGUGUGACUGUCAGGAUAAGUUUGAAUAGUGACGAAAAUGCUGCUCCUCCAACUACGAUAAGUGCGGGGACCAGUGGUAGUACUAGUAGUAUUAGUAACUCUGCGAGUCGAGCGGAAACCUCGACAUCAUCAGGAGGUAAUUCAUCACCGCUACGAUCCAGAUCAGAGCAUCCGUUUUUGGAUCGAGUUGCAGCGCUCACUCGAGACGAUCCACCUGACUUGGUUGGGAGGCCAGGUCGCCCUGAUUUGGAUGGAGUUCUUGCAGAAAUGCUGGCACCGUAUCCCCUGUUCCGUCGAUUUAUCAAAGCUGCCACACGGUACAUUCCUUUCAUUUUAUUCCUACUGGUAAAAUCCGUGUUUGAUCACUUCGAAGCCGUCACCGACGUGGUGACUCUCUUCAGUAUAUUCUAUUUCAUGGACUCUUCGUUGCAAAAACAAGUCGCUCGGCAAGCACAAUCGAAAAAAUGGAUCUGCCUGCGCGAUAUAGGGAUUAUGAUGCUGUGUUUGUUAUAUUGGAUCAAGGAGCGCAAGGACUAUUACAAUUUGCUGUUGAUUAAGAAUGUUAAAUGGACAAUUUCGUUUUCGACGCUGUUUUAUUCAGUCUGCAUUACGGAUGGCAUUCUGAAAAUAAUUACAGUUCUGAUCAAGAACGUAAUCGCUGCGCUACCAUCGAGGAUUCUACCUUACAGUAGGCGGGGACGGUUCUAUAUUCUGAUUGAGUCGGCUUCCCAGCUGUAUCGAUAUUUGGCUCCAGUGGAGCUGUGGGUCGUAUAUUUGACGGCAAGACAUUCAGUUGCAGUUCAGAUACUAUGCGGAAUGACUUACUUCUUCCUGAAAUCAAUAUUCCUUUUGCACCAUUUGGAGUUCUUGAAAAACGCUAUUGUUAUGUUUCCGCGAAAAGUCAAAUAUGGAUCGAUACCGACAAAGGAAGAUAUUGAAAAAACUGGGGAUCAAUGCGCAAUUUGCCACGAUACAUACACCACUCCCGUUCUAUUAAAAUGCAAUCAUAUCUUCUGCGAGAAUUGCAUUGGGUCAUGGUUUCGAACUGAGACCACAUGUCCCAUGUGUCGAGCUAAAGUGGCCGAGGACAUGUCGUGGCUUGAUGGCCAGACAACACAGUUUAUUCAAAUAUUCUGAAAGGUUCGUGGCUACAAGAAGUUGAUGUAGGAAAUAAGAAGUAAAAUAAUUGUGAUCGUUUAGCAUUAUUUGAUGAAUAUUACUGGAUAUGAGAAAGGAGACGAGAAUUCUUAAUAGACUGGCAAAUACGCUUCAUAAUCUCAUCAAUUUGGAUUUUUCGUGCAAUGAGGUCAUUUACGUUUGCUGUGUUGGCGGUUGAAUUGGGAAUUAAAGGAAGGAGUUAAGAAAAUAGUUACAAAUUGAGCAGGGACAAAAGUUAACUUCAGUUUUAUUUGAUUUUACUUUCGGCAUUUAACCUGGUGCUUUUCUGGUAUUGCACCCUUCGACUAGACGUCUCAGCUCAAUGUGAACCCUAACUCGACCGACUUUGCGCACUCAAUUAAAGGAAAGAGGAUAAAUACGGCUUAGUUCCAAUUUAUUGCGCGAUUAAAGCAUGAAAUUAGUCCUUUCUCUAGGUUAAAGUUGAAUAGUGUAAUUCUGCAUAGUAUUGGUGUUGCAAAAGUGUGGACGGAUGUUAGUGGAUAUUUUCAGAAAUAUGAUUUGAAGGAAGUUCAUGGAGAAAUACGAGAUUAAUGUACAUUAAUGCAAUGUUUUUUUUUGUUGAACUAUUGAUGAAUAUAGCAUUUUUAAAUUAUGGAA